AUGUUCAUCGAGAUCACACUUCUUCUGGCGCUUCUGGCUUUACUGUUAUUAUCAUUCAGGAAGCCGACGCGUAUGCCACCAGGUACUUUCGGGUGGCCGGUUUUAGGAGAGUUGCCGCCACGUUCAAUUCCCAUCACCGAACAUUUGAGGAACCUCAAGAAAAAGCGAGGGGAUAUUUUCACGACGAAGUGGGGCUCUCACCGCAUCGUGGUCGUCACCGACUACAACCUCAUCAAGAAGGCGUUCAAUCAUCCAGACAUCCAGGGACGCCCGGCAUUCUUCUCGUUUGAUAUGUUCAUCUACUUCAAAAAUGCUGGUAUAGUGAGAAGCCAUGGUUCAGUGUGGACCGAGAACCGGCGGUUCAUGUUGCGCCACUUGCGUGAUCUCGGUAUGGGCAAAACAGCGCUCGAGGGCUCCAUUCAACAAGAGGCCGAGAUGCUGGUGGAUCACUUGGAUAAAACCUGCGUCGGCAAGCCUGCCGUCAUGGAUCACUCCAUCAACUGUGCUGUGGUCAACGUCAUCUGGCAGAUGCUCGCAAGCAAGCGAUACGACGUUGAGGACAAGUUGAUGCUGUGGUACAGCGGCAUGAUUGAAGAAAAUUUUGCCAUAGUCCAGGGACGUGUGUUUCUUAUCGACGUGUUUCCUUGGCUGGCCACAGUUCUGCCCUCUUUCAUCCUAAAUAAGUUUUUCAAAGUUGAUGUUCUCUGUAGGAAUCGAGACGAGAUCCAGUCGAUGUUCAAGAAAUUUAUUGACGAUCACAUGGCGACCCUUGACCCCAACAACCCUCGUGACGUCAUCGACCAGCUGCUGCUGGAGCGCGCCCACAGAGAUGCCCCUGACUUCCUCACUUCUGAAGACGAAUUAGACGUAACGAGCAUAAUGGGCGACAUGUUCGUUGCUGGCUCUGAGACCACCUCAUCAACUCUGCGUUGGAUGAUACUUUACAUGGCCAUCAAUCCUGAGAUUCAAGCAAAAGUUCAUGAACAUUUGGACGCCGUGGUUCCUAGUGAUCGUCUGCCAUCACUUAACGACAGAAAUCAACUGCAGUACGUAGACGCCAUGUUGCUGGAGGUCAUGAGGCUGAGCUCCCUCUUGCCCAUCGGCCUGCUGCAUACGGCCACCGCUGACGUCACCUUCGAGGGCUAUGACAUACCGAAAGGCACGUCGGUUCUCGCUUGUGCCGAAAUGUGCCAUCGCGAUCCCGCUUAUUGGAAGCAUCCUGACAAGUUCUAUCCGGAACACUUCCUCGACGACGAAGGGAAACUCGAUGGGAAAAAAGAAGGAUUUCUACCUUUCUCUCUUGGGCGCCGCCAGUGUCUCGGGGAGUCUCUGGCUCGCAUGGAGCUCUACCUCUUCUCGACGGCCAUCUUGCAGCGCUUCACUAUAGAGCCGCCGGAGGGCGUCACGCUCUCGACGGAAACUGAUCCGUCGCAGAUGAUCUUCAACUUUCCAAAGCCCUAUGAAGUGCUCUUGAGAAAGAGAAUUUAAACGGAAUUGUGGUCUGGUACUGUUGACAUGACCGAACCGAAAACUUGACGUAAUCUUAGCUUCUGAAGUAUAACUUUCGUUCAGGAAAUUAGCAGAAAAAUCCGUCUUUCAUGGAUCAUUUUGAUACGUUCAUUAUUAUCAUAUAUAAAUCAAAGUAGCU
Hyalella azteca is the source of this 1648-nucleotide messenger RNA. RefSeq names its product cytochrome P450 2L1-like. NCBI's taxonomy places the organism in Eukaryota, Metazoa, Arthropoda, Malacostraca, Amphipoda, Hyalellidae. Gene Ontology annotation, cellular component: cytoplasm; intracellular membrane-bounded organelle. The coding region runs from base 1 to 1488 and encodes 495 amino acids. The record is from RefSeq and is a predicted model, not a curated record. The transcript has 11 exons. Gene Ontology annotation, biological process: xenobiotic metabolic process. Gene Ontology annotation, molecular function: heme binding; iron ion binding; oxidoreductase activity, acting on paired donors, with incorporation or reduction of molecular oxygen, reduced flavin or flavoprotein as one donor, and incorporation of one atom of oxygen.